Messenger RNA from Paramecium sonneborni, 2501 nucleotides. Lineage: Eukaryota; Ciliophora; Oligohymenophorea; Peniculida; Parameciidae. The record is from the annotation of a GenBank genome assembly.
AUGGGAUGUUUAGGUAGUCGUCCUUUGAAUGAUGAAAAAGCAUCAUCUGAUAAUUUGUAUUAGUUAUUGGAUUAAUUGGCAGAAGGAUAAUUUGUAGAUACAAUCAUCAUAAAUACUUCUGUUUAUAAUUAUUGCUACAUGAAGUAGAGAAAGUAAUGGAUAUUGAGGAAAAAAAGAAUUUUAAAGAGUGUGGAUAAAUGGAUGAAAAGUAAUUUGGAAUCUAGAAAUUAUAUUCAUUCUUUUUUGGAUUCUCAUCCAGAAUCUGUAAUUUUGUUGAGACCUCUUCGAAAUUUUAAACCAGCGAUUACUUAAGCUAUAAUUCACACUGCUUUAAUGAAAAAUGAUUUCUUUCCUUAACAAAUAUAUGUAAAAUUUAUGGAUCUCAAAUAAUGUUAAUUAGUUAAUUUGAGUAAUAAUGGGAAAUACACAUUUUUCUUAUAAUUGUAGUUAUACAAGUUGUAAAGUUUAAAGUAGUUCUAUAAAUUUUAAUAAAUCCUCACAAUUAAGAUUUCCAAAAUAUUUAAAUUUGCUUAAUCAGAAUUUUAUGGUUUGAUACAUUGGAAUUCAACACAUAAAUAUGCAGAUUUAUAAAAGUUUAUAAAUAAAUAUGGAUGGAGAAUGAAAUUCAUUGACAUAAGUGCAAAUGUACCAGAACAUCAUUAGUGUAUAAUUAUCAGAGACUAUUUUAGAUUUUAAUUCUAAUCAAGUAUUUCAUAUAGAAGAACAAACCAAAGAAGAUUUAUUUGUAAUAAUUGAUCCAUAAGGAAAGAUAAUUAGAGCAGAAACACCUGAAUUUUAUGUAUCUAAAAAACAAGAUGAAAUUUGUGAAGAAUUUGAUGAUGUUAGUUCUUAAAAAUCAAAAGCAAUUAAAUAUGAAAAAAAGCUAUUGAAAGAAUUGCAUCUUCAUUAUUCAUCAUAUAUUAGUAAGAAUAAACCAUAAACUCCAAAAUCUACUUUAACAAAAUAUUAAAUAAUGCAAUAAUAAAUAUUUUAGUCAAGUGAAACCAUCAGUGAAAUAUAAUAUAAGGAUUUUAAAUAAUUGUUUAAGAGUUAUCGUUUACCAUAAAUCUUAUCUAGAUAUCAUCCAGGUGAACCAUUUCAAUUUGAACUUAUUAAAUAGAUGUAUUUUAAUUAUGAUUAUGAUGAACAUAAAUUUAAAGAAGUCACUAAAACAUAUUUACUACCUUCAAUUUAUCCUUCAGCAUCAAUUUAAAAAUAGAAAAUACUUACAGAAAUAUGUAGAGAAUUAAAAGAAUCUAUUGGAUUAAAAUGGAAAGUAUAUUGUUUAUAAAAUAUUAUUCUAGGAUCCAGACUUAAAUUUAUAUUCAAUACCUCAUACUUAUACAUUUAAUAAAUGUGAUUUAAUGGAAUUUCUAUAAGAUUUUACUUAACAAUUUCAUUUCAAAUUGAAAUUAUUCUUAGUGAAAAGAAGAACUAUAGAAUGGUAGACAGAUUAUAAGUUUGAUUGCAAAAUAAUGAAAGUAAGAGAAUAAGAAAAAGUAGAAUGGACUAAUGAAAUUAGUGAUUCAUUUGUAUUUUUGGAUAUGUAUGAAUUACAUAAUAAAUCUAUUGCAAUUAAGAAUUUAGAUGAUUUGAAAUUAUUGAAAUAAUAAUAAGAAUAACAUUUAAUUUAAUUUAAAUCAAUAAAAACUUAGAAUCUAUGUAAUAACAGUAUGAAUCUAAUAAAGAAAUAUAUCUAUCAUGGAAUUGAUUAUUAAAUAUCAAUAAGUGAAAAGGUUAUGGAUUUUGAUGAAUCUAUUCAAAUUACUAUGAAUUCUAUUCUAUUUAUUUUGUAUGAUGAUUAUGAGAAGUAAAUUCUAAUAAUUUUAAAUAAAUUGGCAUCAAUAUAGGAUGAAUUAUAAGAACCAAUGAAUAUUAUAAUAGUUACUUAAUUAGAGAAUGUUAGUAAUACUAUAAAUGAAUAUAUCAGUUUAAGAAUUUAAAAACUAUAAAUAUAAUUUUGUCAUUUAAAUUAAGCUUGGCAUAGAAGUACUGGAUUAUAAUUUAAAUAAGACAUAGUUGAAAAAUACUUCAAUGUAAAAAGAGAUUAUAAAGCUGUAAGAAUAUUUGAUGAUAAAUUAUAGUUUUAUGUAGAUAAAUUUGGAUAUCUGAUGGCUAUAUAAACAAAUGAUGAAUUCAUAGAUAAUAUAUGGAGAAAUGAUUAGAAUGAGAUUAUAGUAGAUUGGUUCAUUCAGCAAUUUGGGUAUUUAUAAUGUUAUAUAAAUAUAAGAAUGACACAUAAAAAUAAUGAUUAAGAAUGGAAAUCAAUAAAAUAGGAGUGUUUAUAAUUUAAUUAGAAAUAUGAAGAGAUUGAGAGUAGUUAUGAAAUACCAAAAUAGAUGGUAAUAACAAUAAAAUCAGCUAAAUGCUUAUUAUGGGAUAGUCAUAAUUAUAAUUUUGUGGAAUAUUCAGGUUGUCCAACAAUUAUUCAUAACUUAAACGUAAAGUAAAAAGCUUUGUUAAAUAUUUUCAUACCGAAUAUAAUAAAAUUAAUAAUUUGA